AUGGCGAAAGGAAUUCGUUUCCUGUCGCUGGUGAAGCCAGCGAUGUGCAUCUUGCCUGAGGUGCAUGCGCCUGAGCGUCGUGUUCCCUUCCGCGAAAAGGUGCUAUGGACGUUGAUAUCUCUCGCUGUUUUUCUGGUUUGUUGCCAGAUUCCUCUUUACGGAAUCCGCACAAGUCGCAGCGCAGACCCCUUCUACUGGAUGCGUGUUAUCUUAGCUUCUAACAGAGGCACGCUCAUGGAGUUGGGUAUUUCUCCUAUCGUCACAAGUGGAAUGGUCAUGCAGCUUCUUGCUGGUUCCAAGAUCAUUCAAGUUGACCAAAGCCUCAAAGAAGACAGAGCCCUCUUCCAAGGGGCGCAGAAAUUGCUGGCGUUGCUGAUUACCAUCGGAGAGGCGGUGGCGUACGUCAUCAGCGGCAUGUAUGGGCCGAUAUCAGAAAUCGGAGCAGGGAGCGCGUUGUUGAUUAUUCUUCAGCUGUUCUUCGCCGGAGUUGUUGUCAUCAUUUUGGACGAACUGCUGCAGAAAGGCUACGGCCUGGGAAGCGGUAUUUCCCUUUUCAUUGCGACCAACAUUUGCGAGACAAUUGUGUGGAAGGCGUUCAGUCCCACUACGAUAAAGACGGGAAAGGGAACUGAGUUCGAGGGAGCUUUGGUUGCUCUUUUCCACUGUCUGUUUACGAAGAGCACCAACAUGGUGGCAUUGAAAGAGGCAUUUUAUCGUUCGAACGCUCCGAACAUCACAUCUUUGCUCGCAACGAUUUUGGUGUUUCUGAUUGUCAUCUACUUCCAGGGUUUCCGCGUUGAUCUUGCAGUGAAGUAUCAACGCGUGCGGGGACAACAGGGCAAUUACCCGAUUAAGUUGUUCUACACCAGCAACAUUCCAAUUAUCUUGCAGACGGCGUUGGUCUCGAACUUGUAUUUCCUCUCGCAGCUGCUGUACAGACGCUUCAAGAACAACGUGUUGGUUAAUCUCCUUGGGCAGUGGCAGGAGGUUGAUGCAGGAGGUCACUCUGUACCUGUGGGGGGUAUUGCUUACUACAUCUCUCCCCCAGGUUCCUUCGGCUCUAUUCUUGAUGAUCCUAUUCACAGCUUCGUCUAUAUCACCUUCGUCCUCGUCUCCUGCGCACUCUUCUCGAAAACUUGGAUUGAAGUCUCGGGCUCAAGCUCCAGAGACGUCGCCAAACAACUCCGAGAUCAGCAGAUGGUCAUGAAAGGAUACAGAGAUAGCUCGCUCGUACAGGUGCUGAACCGGUACAUUCCCACUGCUGCUGCUUUCGGAGGGAUGUGCAUUGGGGCGCUGACGAUCAUCGCUGAUUUCUUGGGGGCCAUUGGAAGCGGCACUGGUAUUCUGUUGGCUGUGACAAUCAUCUACCAGUACUACGAGAUGCUAGCGAAGGAGAAGGAGCAAGGUAACUCGAUCUUCUAA
Messenger RNA from Eimeria acervulina, 1422 nucleotides. Its product is annotated as protein transport protein Sec61 alpha subunit isoform 1, putative. The transcript has 7 exons. Lineage: Eukaryota; Apicomplexa; Conoidasida; Eucoccidiorida; Eimeriidae. Gene Ontology annotation, cellular component: Sec61 translocon complex; membrane. Gene Ontology annotation, biological process: post-translational protein targeting to membrane, translocation; SRP-dependent cotranslational protein targeting to membrane, translocation. The record is from RefSeq and is a predicted model, not a curated record. Gene Ontology annotation, molecular function: transmembrane protein transporter activity; signal sequence receptor activity; ribosome binding. The coding region runs from base 1 to 1422 and encodes 473 amino acids.